CAUUAAGGGCUUAGGAAGUGGCAGGAGACACCACUAAGGUAGGAUGGAGUGGCUUGCAUGCUUUCUUCAAGAUGGAGGGAGGCACUCAAAUAGCAGAGAGGACGAGGACUAUUUGGAAUAGAAAUACAAGAAGAAGGCAAACCACUCUAUCUCAUUCCAUUAUUGUCAGGACUGUAAAAGGAUUGUAUUGCGCUUUUUGUGUAACAGAUAUCUAGGUGAAGGGAGCAUGUGGCUGGGUAGGAAGACCUGACCCAUAUAAGGUGAUGAGAGUUUCACUGUAGCUCAGGAUGAACUUGAACUGGUGAAUUUCCUGUCUCUGACUCCCCAGCGCUGGGAUGGCAGGUCCAGUUGUCCCUUCGCUGUCUCGUAUGGACUCCCCAAGGUUCCCUGAGGAAACCGUCCUCAUUACUGGAGGAGGAGGAUAUUUUGGCUUCCGCCUCGGCUGCGCUCUGAACCAGAAAGGAGUCCAUGUGAUUCUGUUUGACAUCAUCCAACCAGCCCAGAACCUUCCAGAGGGAAUCACAUUCAUCCGCGGAGAUAUCCGCUGCCUCUCUGACGUGGAGACAGCUUUCCAGGAUGCUGAAGUUGCGUGCGUAUUCCACAUCGCCUCUUACGGCAUGUCUGGGAGGGAGCAACUGAACAAGACCCAGAUCGAAGAGGUCAAUGUGGGUGGUACAGAGAACAUCCUCCAGGCCUGCCUAGAGAGAGGAGUACCCAGCUUAGUCUACACGAGCACAUUCAAUGUCAUCUUUGGAGGUCAAGUCAUCAGAAACGGGGACGAGUCUCUGCCUUACCUGCCUCUUCACCUGCACCCGGAUCACUACUCCAGGACCAAAUCCAUAGCAGAGAAAAAGGUCCUGGAAGCCAAUGGCUUGGCCUUCAAGCAAGGCGAUGGUAUACUCCGAACCUGCGCCAUAAGGCCAGCUGGCAUCUAUGGGCCUGGGGAGCAAAGGCAUCUUCCCAGGAUAGUGAGUUACAUUGAGAGGGGCCUCUUCAGAUUUGUGUACGGGGAUCCUCAGAGCCUGGUUGAGUUUGUCCACGUGGAUAACCUGACGAAGGCUCACAUUCUGGCCUCUGAGGCUCUGAAAGCCCAUAAAGGCCACGUUGCCUCUGGUCAGCCCUACUUCAUCUCAGAUGGUAGACCUGUAAAUAACUUUGAGUUCUUUAGGCCACUGGUGGAGGGUCUAGGAUACACAUUCCCAUCCACCCGCCUGCCACUAACCCUCAUCUACUGCUUUGCUUUCCUGGUAGAGAUGACCCACUUCAUUGUGGGCAGGCUCUACAACUUCCAGCCCUUCCUCACCCGCACUGAGGUUUAUAAAACUGGUGUCACACAUUACUUCAGUCUAGAGAAAGCCAAGAAAGAACUAAGCUACGAGCCUCAGCCAUUUGACCUGCAGGAGGUAGUAGAGUGGUUUAAAGCCCAUGGUCACGGCAGAAGGUCUAGAGGUCAGGACUCAGAGUUUAUUCUGUGGGACGGAAUUCUGGUCCUCCUCUUGGCGCUUUCUGUCCUUACCUGGAUCCCUCCUUCCACAAUCCUGUCCCUAUGAAGAGAAAGACUAUCCACAGGCGCUGAGCCUCCUUCCUGGGAUGGGUUUCAAGGAUAUAGGUUUUGAAAGAUGUGUCACAUUAUCUGGUACCAUUCCUGGGUUUUCAAAUUACUUCUUAACAAUGGAUCUUUAAACUUCAUGGCCAGGGAUGGGCUACCUCCUUAUGAGUCAUUGAUCAGGGAGACUCCUAGGGACUCCAAAACAGUAUUGACUGUGGCCAAUGCUCUUGGUUGCCCACCAGCAACUAGCUAGUAAGACUCUACUGCAUAAGGUGCCAUACACCUUAACUGAAGCACAUAGAGAGAUCCAGCUGGAACUGAACUGGAAGCUUCCUCCCUGCUUGCUAGAUUUCAUAGUUCCAGAAGGGUCUAUCCAGGCUGCUAGAGGAUAACAGUCUUAUUCAGCUGUAGAACCUGCACACAGCUUCACACACACAGGGCAGUGUGUGUACCCUCUAAUGCAAUAGCAGUAUGUCUGUUAGGGGAAUAACCAACUGCUUCCAAACUGGAUUGGAGGUUGGCUUCAUGUGAGGGGGUUUGUUCCUGGUGCUGUAAACCUGGCCAGAGGCUCAUGGACAGAGAGGUCAUAGGCCAAGUGUGACCUACUGCUGUUGUUUUGCUGAAUAGUGAAGCUGUGCCCAUGAAGCUGCUCCCUAAAUUCUUACGCUUAUGUCUGCAGAUUAGUGCUACUCUCCACUGUGAUCAGAGACGCUUCUCUCUGCCAUGGGGACCAGCUACACUUCCGAGAUUCAUAUCUGGUCAACGUGCUGAGUGUUGAGUGUUCAUGCAUAGACAGGAUAUCCAUAUCAGUCCUUCAUAGCCUCACAGGACUUUGUAGCAAAAGGGGUGGAAAGGAUGCAAAAGCUGGAGGAAGGUAGAGGGCAGGUACCGGGGAGUCUAUCUCCUGAGAAGGAAGUGACGACUGUCCUCAUGACCUAACGAUAGCUGUGAUGCACUACUAGAUUCCAUACAAUGAGGCCUAUCACCAUUCUGCCAUGGGAAGGAGAAAAGCGCGUGAUACCCACUCCUCCCUGAAAAGCUGAAGGUGACUGGUGGUUUCUAGGGAGGAGGAGACACUUUCUCUAGUGGUUUAGUCACUUCUAAGUUGCCCCAUGCUCCUGUAAGCAAGCUUAAUGAAACUCUUCGGGACACACACACAUACACACACAGACACAGUUUAGAAAGGAAUCUAGUUGGGAAGAGAUUGGGAAUGGGACAAAAGAAGGUGUGGGGGUGGAUCCGAUUGAAUUACACUAUAUACAUGUUCAAAAAUGUCAUAAUGAAAUGCUUAUAUACUUAACCCAUGCUAAUAAAUAAAAAGGAAAAAUGAAUUCUUGGA
Mastomys coucha (southern multimammate mouse) is the source of this 2888-nucleotide messenger RNA. RefSeq names its product short chain dehydrogenase/reductase family 42E, member 1 (gene Sdr42e1). Bases 336 to 1550 code for a protein of 404 amino acids. The transcript is spliced from 3 exons. Gene Ontology annotation, biological process: steroid biosynthetic process. Gene Ontology annotation, molecular function: 3-beta-hydroxy-Delta5-steroid dehydrogenase (NAD+) activity. NCBI's taxonomy places the organism in Eukaryota, Metazoa, Chordata, Mammalia, Rodentia, Muridae. The record is from RefSeq and is a predicted model, not a curated record.